Molecule: messenger RNA, 384 nt
Organism: Batrachochytrium dendrobatidis JAM81
Lineage: Eukaryota; Fungi; Chytridiomycota; Chytridiomycetes; Rhizophydiales
Exons: 6
Coding region: 1-384 (127 amino acids)
Biological process (GO): rRNA processing
Cellular component (GO): nucleus
Molecular function (GO): peptidyl-prolyl cis-trans isomerase activity; DNA binding
Source: RefSeq, a predicted model, not a curated record
AUGCCACCAAAAAAAACCGGAAAGGCCAAACCUCAGAAACAGAAUGAGGAUUCUGGUGAUGUCGCUGUAAAAGGUGGGAAACUGAAGGCUGCCAAUUCGAUCAAGGUUCGCCAUAUUCUAUGUGAAAAGCAUUCCAAAAUUAUGGAGGCAUUAGAGCUUUUGAAAAGUGGACAGCGCUUUGAUAAAGUAGCUGAGCAGUAUUCCGAGGAUAAGGCCAAGGCUGGCGGAUCUCUAGGUUGGAUGACUCGUGGUUCCAUGGUGGGCGUAUUCCAGGAUGCUGCAUUCUUAUUAGUUCCAAGCACGCCAGACAAACCAAUCUAUACAAAUCCUCCAGUUAAAUCAAACUUUGGCUAUCAUAUCAUUAUGGUGGAAGAUCGUAAAUGA